This is a messenger RNA of Doryrhamphus excisus (bluestripe pipefish), 7381 nucleotides long. RefSeq names its product zinc finger protein 609b (gene znf609b). Gene Ontology annotation, cellular component: nucleus. The record is from RefSeq and is a predicted model, not a curated record. NCBI's taxonomy places the organism in Eukaryota, Metazoa, Chordata, Actinopteri, Syngnathiformes, Syngnathidae. Gene Ontology annotation, biological process: regulation of transcription by RNA polymerase II.
UCUGAGUUCAUUCCGUGUGGUAUUUUUCUCCAGGUGUUUCAGGCGGCUACUGCUGCUUCUUGGCUACAUUGUAUCAGUUCCCACACGAAGAACUACAGCGUCGUUCACACACAAACGGCGAAUACAGCGGAAUUAACCUGAGUGGAAAUCUAUUCGCCGUUGGAUUAUUUGGCCGAUAGUCACGGCAAGACCGGGGAGGGCUUGGGGUCGCACCUACAUCAUGUCUCCCCCGGGCUCGGUUGUCUUCGUUGUUGACGCCAACGUUAUCGCCACUUGACAUGGCACAAGUCCAGUGAAUGGCUGGCCUCUCCUCCUCUCCUGUGGUGGAUGUGUUGGGGGAUUGCGCUACCACUGGCUUCAUCUUUUCUUCACUCUGGAGUGCAAUUCAAAUGCCGUUAUUCUGACUCGUACUUUUUUGGAACGGAGUAGUCGUCACCAUGGAAGACCGAGGAGCCCUAAUACAAACGACUAGCUAAAUCGAGCAAUAUGUGGCCAAAUGGAACGGGAACGUUUAGAACGUGAAGAUCCUUUAACCCUUGCCCUUGUGUCCCAACCGUCCGAGAUAGCGUUGGACCUCACCGAGGCAAUCCUGGGCUGUUGCCACUAAAAUGUCCCUAAGUGGUGGCACUGCAGGCGGGAAAGGUGUGGACUCUAAUGCGGUGGACACUUACGACAGCGGGGAUGAGUGGGAUAUUGGUGUUGGAAAUCUGAUUAUUGACCUUGACGCUGACUUAGAGAAGGACAAACUUGAGAUGUCUGGCACCAAGGACGGCAUGGCGGCACCACCCAGUGCAGUGGCAGCGUUGCCUGACAACAUCAGGUUUGUUAGUCCAGUGUCUGGCUCUCAAGGCAAAGAAAGCAAAUCCAAAUACAAGCGCAGUAAAAGCUCUAAAGACAAUAAUAGCAAAGCUUCAAGUGGAGAUGGGGGCAAAAAGGAAAUUACAGGACGGACUCAAGGCGAGCCAACUAGCACAACAGUGGGUACAGCUGUUGCAGGCAACAAUUCAACCUCUGGGAAGAACAUUGAAAAAGGGGGAAAAGCCUCCAGAGGUGUUCUGAGUGGAAAAAAAGAUAAAGAAGGGGCAGCAGGCAAAAGUAAAAAGGACAAAACGGAUGGAGCGGCAGUUGUUGCCCUUGCUGCAAUGGAGAAGGAGGUUGUGUCCCAAGUCCAAGUUUCUCUGGGGAACAGUCGUAAUGCAAGUUAUGAGAGCACCCAAUCAACAGACUUAGUAGAAGCCAAUCAAAUUGUGAAUAUUGCUCUUGAGCCUGUUGGAAUAUUACCAGCAUUAACCACAAAAACUGAGCCAGAGGAGAUUGAAAAUGGUACUAUUGAAUGCAAGACUUUGAAGAAGGUGAAAAAUGAAAAGAUGGAAUCUCCUGUCUCAACACCAGUCCUUCCCCCCCUCCAUCUCCUUGCCGCAGUAGGCAACAGUGAGAUUUCCUCUCCAUGUGAACAGAUAAUGGUGCGUACACGCUCAGUGGCAGUGGACACUUCCGAUGUGGCCCUAUCUACAGAACCUGAGUGUUUGGGACCCUGUGAACCCGGUACCAGUGUCAAUCUUGAAGGCAUUGUCUGGCAGGAAACAGAAGAUGGAAUGUUGGUGGUAAAUGUAACUUGGAGAAACAAGACGUAUGUGGGCACACUUUUGGACUGUACACGGCAUGACUGGGCUCCGCCUCGGUUUUGUGAAUCCCCUACAAGUGACCUGGAAAUGCGUAUUGGCCGUGGCCGAGGUAGGCGGAUGAGACCAAACAGCAACACCCCUAUCAACGAGAACAGCAACUCGUCAGACAACAAAGGCACCACCACCAAUAAGACGCGUGCCGCCUCGAACAGUAAGGGCAGAAGAGGAAGCCAGACACCCUCGGAGCGUCGCACUCCACCCAACAGCAACACGGAGGAUCUGAAGGCCAGCCCCUCGUCGGCUGGAAAACGUAAGGCUAAACCAGCCUCUGACAUGGAGCCCAAUUCCAGCUCAGAGGACAGCAAAGGCAACAAACGCAUGCGGACGAACUCCAACAAUGGAGUCGGGCUACCAGGUCUCCUCAUUCCUUCUCUCAAAACGGAGCCACUUGCGCCUCCUGUUGAUCGGAGCUGUGCCUCACCGGUUCUUAUUGACUGCCCUCAUCCCAAUUGCAACAAAAAGUACAAGCACAUCAAUGGUCUCAAGUACCACCAAGCCCGUGCCCACACUGAUGACGAUGUGAAGUUGGAGUUAGAUGUAGACGGUGAAUAUGGAGAGGACUCGACAAUUCACCCUGAACCUGGGAACUGUAAUGGAGCAUCCAUCUCACAUAAAGGGUCACUGUCUCCUGCACGGUCAAUCACUCCAAAGGGAAGGAACUUUGAUGUUCAAAGUCCUUCCCCAUCACCGGGCAAGUUUUGCUCAAAGCAGAGCAAAAAGAGAAUUGCUGAAACAGACGCAGAAAGUGGAGGUACACCAAUGGAAGUAUGUGAUGAUGGUGCAUGCCUUACAGAUGACGCCAGUAACGAUGGAAUUGAUGAAAAAAGAGGCCCUGACAAGUACAAAAAAGGUAGCACCAAGGGUGAUAAAAUGGCUCCAAAAAAUAUGAAGUCACCUCGGGCAGUUGGCACCGGUUGUACGACAUCGCAGCAAAUGUUCUCUUUUCCACCAGGAAAUCCACAUUCAUCCCCAGGGCUGGUUCCAGUGUUGCAAGGAAUCCCUAAGAGUCCCCAAACGAAAGGCACACAACCUAAACCCGCUGCCAUAGGAGAGCCUGCCCCAUGUAGCUCGAAAGACAAGAAGAAGAAGGACAAGAAGAAAAAGGACGGUGGAAAGGAGGCUGACAGCCCCAAGUCUCUGGCAAAGGGAGGGAAACUGGAGGAGGGAAAACCACCAUACAUGGAAACGUGUGAUCAGGGGAAUAAAUCUGAAGGGCUUCUCAAUGGUUCGUCAGACCCACAUCAAAGUCGCUUGGCAAGCAUCAAGGCCGAGGCUGACAAGAUCUACAGUUUUUCUGAUAAUGCCCCAAGCCCUUCCAUCGGUGUCGGCAGUCGAGUAGAUGGCAGUGGCGUCCCCCAGCCUCUCACCCCACUUCACAUGGUGAACCAGAAUGGUGCUGAUAACUCCUCUGUGAAAACGCACAGUCCAGCUUACUCGGACAUCUCUGAUGCUGGUGAGGAUGGUGAAGGGAAACUAGACGGUGUCAAAAACAGGACAGAGGACCAGUCGCUCAGAGAAAGUGUCAAAAAAGCUCUUUUUCCAAAUCCGACACCCAGCAAAGAUUCCCCAUACUAUGCUGGCUAUGAGACAUAUUACUCGCCCAAUUAUAUCAACCCAAGUCCUGGUGGGCCCAAUUCAGGUACACCAGUGACAGAAGGUCAGGUGAAGAUUAAAAGAGAGGAUGACCAAGAUCAGGUUGAGGAGAAAGUCAAGAUCGAGGUUCAUGAGGAUCGCAAACCUGAUAGUGCUCCUGGACAUCAACAGCAACAAGCCUCUGUCAUUCAACCGAGAUCCAACAUGUAUAUGCAACCUCUUUACUACAAUCAGUACACCUACAUACCUCCUUACGCUUAUCAUUCAGAUCAGGCCUACCAUAACCAUUUAAUGAACACCAACCCAGCCUAUCGACAGCAGUUUGAGGAACGCCAUCGACAAAUGGCAGAGCAGCAUCGGGCUGCAGAGAAAAAGUCUGACAUUGUUAUGAAAGACAGAGAAGCUGCCAUUAAGGAGGAUUGGAAACAAAAGAGUCCAAUUCAGCCAAACCUCUCCAAAACCCCAAGUCAGUCUGAUCUUAGAAAGAUGCCACAGCCGACUAACAAAUCCAGGGACUCGCCCUCUGAGGUUUUGUCCAAAUCUAUGGGCGGCAUAAAGGGGGAAGACACAAAGUCCCAACAAGCUGAAGGGCUAAAGAUGAAGCUGACAGAAGGCCACCAUGGGAAGGAGGACUCCAAGCAAGCACUGGAUUCAAGAUGUCAGGCUGGUACAGAUCAAACUAUGUGGUACAGACAGCAGUACCCUGAGAGCCAAAAGACCCAAUUGGAAAGUGAACACCAACCACCACCACCACCACCACCACGAUGGAAAGAUGAACGGGACAGAGAACGGGAACGUGAUAGGAAAUCAAAGGACGAACGUUGCAGACCUAAAGACAGUCAAAGCGGACUCAAGGAGGAGAGCAAAGAAAGUACUGAACUUCGGAUAAAUUCUGAGGAACAUCGGACCCUUAGCAAAGACUCGCGUACAAAUCCCCACUUGCAGUUCUCAUCACCACUAGCACAGCAUCAAGGAUAUAUACCCUACAUGCAUGGUUACACCUAUGGGCAAGGGUAUGACCCCAAUCACCCGAGUUACAGGGGCAUGCCUUCGGUCAUGAUGCAGAACUACCCAGGUUCUUACAUUCCCGGAGGCUAUCCCUUUUCUCCGUACGGCAGUAAAAUAGCUGGAACUGAAGAGGCUAGCGACAAAUCUCGUACUAGCCCUACAGUCAACAAGAUGGCAACAGACUCCAAACCUCUUGAUAUCCUACAUCAACAUGGCAGCCAAUACAAAAGCAAAUCUCCAACAGUUGGUGACAAAGCCCCCCUUGAAAGAGAGCAGGAACAGGACAGAGGAGCUGGCGGAGAAAGAGAUCGGGAAAGAGAAAGAGACGUGGACAGGCCGCGCUCCUCACCUUCCCAGCGGAUGAUACCUUCUCACCACCACCUUGGAUACCCCUUGCUGUCAGGGCAGUAUGACCUGCCCUACGCCACAGGGAAGCCUGACCGUCACACCUCAACCCUGCAAAGAUUCAUGUGACUGGCUCACAUGUGACAAGGACCCCCCCCCGACAUCAGUUCAAUGGUGUUCUGUCUAUUUCGUUGAUCUGCCUUUGUGUUGGCAGCUUGUUUAUGUUGUUGCUCCUCCAUGACGAUCCAGGUUCAAAGCCAUCACUCUUUCCCUUCAUGCAGAGGAAUCACCUCUGAUGAUCUAGUCUUUGCACUGUCGACAAAUACAAUGCAAAAAUAGACGAUUGGACUUUUGUUUUUCUUUGACUACAUUGUUUUUUUGUCCACAGAAGAAACGAGCAGAGGUUUCCUGUUAGGUGACUGAUGGCAAAGGGGAGUGAAACUUUAAUGAAAGACUUGCAGAGAAAAUCUUAUUAAGAUGAGUUCAACUUUAUGUGUGUGGCAUUUUGGAUGCCCGUGAAGCAACAAUAUAUCUGAAACUUGACAAAUGUUUCUUAUUUCAUUGGGGAGAGGGAAUUAUGGCAACUGCUGCUUUCUUCAGCGACUCAGAGAACCUGAGAGUGAAGUUUUCAUUCUCACUGUCACUAUGAGUUCUCACCUUUGAACCCUCCGUUCGUGUUUCAGGGAUGAUGUCACAUGUUUUGGUGAAGGCAACGCGUACACCUCAACACAUAUUCAACACAUGGAGCCACGGUUGCUUUUGUAGAGACUCGUGUUCCGUACUGAUCGUCAUCAUCAUUUCAGAAUGCUGGUGCAUAGAUUGGUGUCACUUAGAGUGAAGCCACAUUAGUAUGAGAUCCAUUCACUGUGCCAUUGGAGGGGGGGAAAGUUUCUUUUCUCUUAUAAUGUAGAUUUUCAGCUCGGAUAUUCAUUCAUUCAUUCAUUUUCUACUGCUUUUCCUCACGAGGGUCACAGGGGUGCUGGAGCCUAUCCCAGCUGUCUUGGGGCGAGAGGCGGGGUACACCCUGGACUGGUGGCCAGCCAAUCACAGGGCACAUAUAGACAAACAACCAUUCACACUCACAUUCAUACCUAUGGACAAUUUGGAGUGGCUAAUUAACCUAGCAUGUUUUUGGAAUGUGGGAGGAAACCGGAGUACCCGGAGAAAACCACGGGGACAACAUGCAAACUCCACACCGAGGGUGGAAUUGAACCCUGGUCUCCUAGCUGUGAGGUCUGCGUGCUAACCACUCGACCGCCGUGCAGCCCGUUCGAAUAUACAGUAAGUGUUUAAAUGAUUAGAUUGCCCCAACGUGUGUCUGUCAUUUGAAUUGUCCAUUUUAAUCAACAACUGUUCGUACCUCAAUUGAAUUCCUCCCUCAUUGCUGACGUGGCUUCACUCUCACAUUUUCACACACACGUUUGCUUGUAGUUGAAGAUGAAAUCUAUCCAAAAUGGCUUAUUUGUUGAUUUGGAUUUGGAUACUACUCACAAAACGUCAGGGAUAUUAAACUUUCAAGUGAAAUUUUUAGAUCAAGCAAAAAUGCACUAGAGUUGUCCCUCACGACGUGGCAGUUUGAUUUUAGUGCCGUCAUUAUCAAAUCACAUUUUUUUUCUCUGAUACGAUAUGAUAAUAAAGCCAUAAACAAGUUGUCUAUGCCCUAAUUACAAAAAUAUUGUAUUUAUAAAUGAGGAAUCCCACGUUGCAGAAAUGUACUUAUCAUGCGGGUUCUAGGCAUUGGGUCUAGAACCAAUUAGCAGCGAUAAAAGGGGAAUUAUGAUAUCAUUUUUACAGGAGAAUGGCAAACAUGAUGAGAUAGUUUCAUCCUAAAAAUGACCUGAAAGCCAAAAAGCUCUAACUUUUGUGAGUAGAGUAUGUGAAGCUGAAGUUCAACUUCAACGACCAUGAAAUCGACCCCAAAAGUGUCAACAGAAGCCCGACUUUGGGUGUACUAUUCAUUGGUAAGGAAGACGGAGCCAUUAUCUGUGGCACAGUUGGCUUUUGAAAUCUGUACAUCACAACUCAUGAAUCAUCAUCAUCAUCCCAACGUCAUCAACAAAACGGCAUCUCCGUGACUUUGGUGGGUUUUUUAAGACAAGUGGCUGAAUCAAAUGAAUGUGGUGUUUGAUUAGUAUUUAAUCUGUAAGGGUAAUAAUCUAGGCAGCUGUGAUGUUGUCAUUCAAGUCUGUGGGCUUUUCGUACCAGCAGACUGCAUACUUAUAGUUUGAUCAAAUAAUGGUUGUGACAAGUGCAUUUGUUUGCUCAGAGAGUAGUAAUAUAAUAAUCUCAGUAGUCAGCAAAGCCCCGUGAAAAUAAAUCCUAUUCUAAAAAAAGGGUAUGAGAAGCCAGAAAGGUUAGUGUUUGCUUUCAUCAUAAUGGAAAGUGCUUGGCUCUUGUGUUUUGUUUCAUGGUGCAGAGUAUAUUUAUUGGCCAGCAGUUGGUGCCUAGUUCAACAUUCUUGUGUGAAAACACAAACGUCUCUCCUCGUUGGUCCUUUCCUGACCCACCUCUGUCAUACAAAGUACCAACAGCGGUGCUUGCAAGGAUGUUUACAAUGUCUGCCGGGUCUUCUUUCUAUGUUAGACAUCCAGAACUCUUCUUUCUCUCUUCCACUCUGCUCUCCAUCCCUCCCUCCCUCCCUUCAGGAGUUUGUGAAAAGUGUACAUUACCAUGGUUCCUUUUUUAUACAAUACUCUGUAACUUGCAUUUGUAAAUUUGGGCUGGAAAAAAUAAAUCUUUUUAUGAGACGA